Xenopus laevis (African clawed frog) is the source of this 3719-nucleotide messenger RNA. RefSeq lists its product as uncharacterized. The transcript is spliced from 2 exons. Bases 1513 to 3300 code for a protein of 595 amino acids. The record is from RefSeq and is a predicted model, not a curated record. Lineage: Eukaryota; Metazoa; Chordata; Amphibia; Anura; Pipidae.
AUCAUCGUAAAAUUUGUUAUUUCACACAACAAAAUCUGUUUGGCUAGGCAGUGACGUAACUAGUAUGGGCCAGCCCCCUGCAAAAAAAAAAAUAUUAAGAGGCCGGGCAGUGAUGCAAACCCACUCCCUGCCUUCUGCCAAAAUCUUCAGGCCACCUAUAUUUUCCCUCCUAGGUGGCAGGUAGGAGAGCAGCUGGGGAGGUGGGAAUAAUUUCCAGCUAUAUAGGAAGGAAGCAGAUUCUGCUCACAAUCUGGGAUCUGCUUCCUCUAUAGUUAUGCAACUGCGUGUAUGGCCUCCGCUAGAGGCACCGGCACCAUUCUGUCUGCUGAAUCGAACACAUUUCAAUAAGCAAGCUCCAUCACUUGCUGUUGUCUAUUGUUUCACCCAUAGAUCCCUGAUAUGGUAUUAGAACAAAAAGAGAGAAUGUUGUAGCAAGACAAUAGAUAAGUGGGCAAGGAACCACCUGGCACAAUGGGUGUAACCAAUUACUGAAAAAGGAACCAUAUUUCACUACAGAAAAAGCCCCCGAGAGUUAUGGAACCGAAUACCUUCUGGAUUUGUGCAAAAUGAAGGCGCAAUAACAGCAAGGACUACAGUAUUUCAGCCUAUCUGUGGGACACUCCAGUAGACAGUAGAUGAAGGUAACUCUUAUAAAGUUAUGCACCAACGUCUUGUGCUAAUUGCUGAACAAAAUUAUAUCUCUGAGUUCUCUUACCGUGUUAAGGUUUAUAGGUUAAGAAGGCCUGCAGCUGAAAAUGCUCUCUGGUAGUUGGGGGUCACAGACCAUGACAACAAAAACCCAUUCAUUUUCUUUGUGGUCCUCUAAAAUUAGUCUUUCAAAGAUACUAUUUUAAAGGUGAUCAUACACUGGCAAAUUGAUGACCUUGCCAAACAAGAUCUGGGCCAAGAUGUCCAUCCACAUGCAGUGCCAAAUUGAACAGAUCCUAUCAUUGGCUGUAAGGUCCUACAGAGGCCCGUUGGACAAGGAUCACUUCAAUUCCCCCAUGCAGUCAUCUCUUUAAGUCUGGACAAUAAGAUUUCAACAUGGUUCAGAUGUAGCAGGUAUUAUAAGCCUGUCUAUGGCUCCUUAAGUAUUAAAUGGAAGCAACCAGAUUCGAUGCCAGGCCAGGAGAGCAGCAGAACAAAAACUCUUAAUACAAAACAGCAAAUAAUAAAACAAAACUGAAAGUAGUAAAUGUUACUUGACCCUUAAUUUGUGUUUAUUAUUUUAAUUUCGUAAAAUACAUAAACAGCAUAACUAAAAAUGCAAGUGAAGUAUUUAUCUUAUGAGUUUUCCACUGUUUACUGGAAAGAAAUACAUUUUGCUCUUUUAAUGGAGGAGUGACUGGAAGGGAGAGAUUCUUAGGGAAAUGAAACUGAUAUCAGGAAGAGAAAGGUCAGUGUGUGAGACAAGCCUGACACAGACGCAGAAAAGUCUCUGAAUAACUAACACUGACAGACAGAAACGGCUGGAUCUGCCAGAGUUAUUUUUUUGUACUCCAAUAAUAAAAAAUGGUGCUUCCAGAAAAAGAGUUGAACCCAACAGAAAUUAAAUCCGCCUUACCCGAAAACAGCAGAACAUCUUUGCACCAAGGUCCCAAUGCCAGUCUGCCAAGUGCAAGUAAAUCACAGCAAGGCAAAGCAAGUUAUGGAACUGGAACAAAAGCAGCUGGAAACAAAACAAAUGUUCUAUAUGCCAGUGGGGCCCAGAAUAUGCCAAGAAAAACAGUCACUGCUGUAACAGCAGAAAAUCAAUCAAAUGCAGGCAAAGGCAGAGCCAGCACUAGAACAGGAGCAGUUGGGAAACAGUCUGUGACCUCUUCACUGAGGGCUGGGAAAGAUAAGCAGAUUCCAGAAUCUCAUCCAAUGACUUUUCCUUCUGGUAAAUCACCUGCAUCUCACCCAAUGCUCCCUACGGAAGAUAUAGACCAAGUAGAGAAGGAAACUCGUGGGCAGAGGGAUAAUUUGGAAUGGCGCAAAUACCGCAUCACAGCAUCUAUAGCGCACCAAAUAUCACAUAGCAAAUUUGCAAACCAUAAAACUGAUGAAAUUCCACAAUCGUAUCUGAAGGCAGUUGUUGGAACAGGGUCCAGAGUACAAACAACUACCAUGCACUGGGGCAUUCAGAAUGAGAAAAGGGCUGUGCUGGCUUAUGAGAAGCUGGCAUCAAAGAGAGAUGGGAGGCAGGUGAAGGUAGAGGACUGUGGCCUGUUCAUACACCCUAUGAAGAACUGGCUGGCGGCAAGGCCAGAUGGGAUAGUGAAAGAUAAGUGCACUGGGGAGACCCUGCGCAUCUUGGAAGUGAAGUGUCCAUAUAAACACAGAGAACAUACUAUACAAGAAGCCUGUGCUGAUUCCAAAUUUUGCCUUCAAUUAAAUGGAAACUCUUAUUUGCUUCGGAAAGAUCAUGCCUAUUACACACAAGUGCAGUGCCAGCUGGCAGCUACUCAGCUGAGAAAUGCAGAUUUUGUUGUGCUUACAAAUAAGGAAACAGCAAUUGUUCCUGUGCAUUUUAGUCCUGAGUUUUGGGAAUGUAUUGAGCCAAAGUUAGAAAGGUUCUACAACGAGGCUGUGCUCCCUCAGUUACAAAAGCUAAGUGUCAACAGAAAAGAAGUGAAAAGUGGAAAACACCGCAUCACAGCAUCUAUAGCGCACCAAAUAUCUCAUAGCAGGUUUGCAAACCAUAAAACUGAUGAAAUUCCACAAUCGUAUCUGAAGGCAGUUGUUGGAACAGGGUCCAGAGUACAAACAACUGCCAUGCACUGGGGCAUUCAGAAUGAGAAAAAGGCUGUGCUGGCUUAUGAGAAGCUGGCAUCAAAGAGAGAUGGGAGGCAGGUGAAGGUAGAGCACUGUGGCCUGUUCAUACACCCUAUGAAGAACUGGCUGGCGGCAAGGCCAGAUGGGAUAGUGAAAGAUAAGUGCACUGGGGAGACCCUACGCAUCUUGGAAGUGAAGCGUCCAUAUAAACACAGAGAACAUACAAUACAAGAAGCCUGUGCUGAUUCCAAAUUUUGCCUUCAAUUAAAUGGAAACUCUUACUUGCUUCGGAAAGAUCAUGCCCAUUACACACAAGUGCAGUGCCAGCUGGCAGCUACUCAGCUGAGAAAUGCAGAUUUUGUUGUGCUUACAAAUAAGGAAACAGCAAUUGUUCCUGUGCAUUUUAGUCCUGAGUUUUGGGAAUGUAUUGAGCCAAAGUUAGAAAGGUUCUACACCAAGGCUGUGCUCCCUCAGUUACAAAAGCCAAGUGCCAACAGAAAAGAAGUGAAAAGUGGAAAAUUAGUGUGGGCAACAGAAGAGUAAAGUUAACAAUAAUUUUUUGUAUCCAUGUUGAGAGCACUGUGGGUGAGGACUUUAUAAUAUAAAUUAUAUUUGCAAAAUAUUGAUGGAAGCAGAUCUUAAAAGAGAAUUAUGAUUACAUCAUUUAUUAUUACAGUGCUACGCAAUAUGUUGGCGCUAUAUAAAUACAUGUUAAUAAUAAUAAUUUAAUAUGAGUUAUUUUCUUAGAAAAGUAAUGGAGACAAAUUCCACAUGAUGGAAUAGGUAUUAAGUAAACAUGUUAACUCCAAAUGAAUAUUGUUUAGUAUAAAUAAUAAUGGGAAAGUAACAGAUUGAUAGAAUUAGAACCGUUAGGGUGGCAAAUGGUAUCUUUAUGCUGAUGACACCCAACUCUACUUGUCUACUCCUGAUCUUUCUAAUUCUGUCCUUUCCCAAGUCACAGA